AUGUGGCCCGCGUGGGCCGCGGCUGCGGCCCAGCCGCCGCAGACGGGCCCGCCCCGACCGCCGCAGGCCCCGAGCGCCGGGCUCGAGCUGGCCGUCGGCAACCCGCAGCUGGACGCGCGCCUCAGGGUGCUGGUCGAGAGGGACCGCGGCGCGCAGCUGCGCGAGGCCCAGCAGCAGGGCAACCGCAGGGUCACCCAGGAUCUGAGGCACCUUGCCCGGGAUGUCACGGCGGCGGCGCUGCGCGAGGGGGAGCCGUGGCGCCCGGACCUCCAGGCGUGCACCCGCCUGGUCAGCGCGCUGGGCAGGGGUCGCGCCUGGGAGGAGGCCGUGGCGCUGCUGGGCGACCUGCGGCUCUCCCGCAUGCAGUUGGAUGCAGUCAGCUACAACUCGGCCCUCGGCGCCUGCAUCCCCGGCGGCAGGUGGGUGCUCUCUCUGUACCUUGUGCAGCAGAUGUUGCAGUCGAGCGUGGACCCCGACAGCAUCAUCUUCCACUCCGUGAUCGUGGCCUGCAGGGAGGCAGGGGCCUGGCAGCGGGCCCUGCACAUCUUCAGGAUCUGCUCCGACUCCGAGCAGCUGCUGGGCGUGAGCGCCAGGCCGACGCAGGCCACGUACGUCGCCGCCAUUUCCGCCUGCGCCAAGUGCGGGCAGUGGGAGCACGCGCUCGGGCUGCUGCGCGAGCAGCGGCCCCUGUUCCCGCAGAAGCUCCCCACCUACCAGGAGGCACUGGGCGCGUGCCACGCCGCCGGGCGCUGGCGCGAGGCGCUGGCGCUUCUGGACGAGCUCCGGGAGGCUGGCCCGAGGCCCGACAGUAGGAUGCUCUCCCGCGUGCUGAGCACCGUCGGGCGGGAGGGGCAGUGGCGGCGCGCGGUGCAGCUGCUGGAGGAGGCCGAGAGGGACAGCCUGGAGCCCGACGACUGGUGCUACCAGACCGUGUACCCCUACACGGCGCUCGCGCGGCCCAUGGAGGACACGAAGGUCCCGGACGCGCAGGCCUUCCUGGACGCCUCUGGCGUAGGCGUGGCAGUCCAGAGAGGCUUCUUCCAGCUGCCGCCGCACCUCCAGCGUGCCACGAUCGCGCUCGGGCCGCUGAAGGGUUCCCGCAGCACGGACGCGGUGCUCAGAUCGCGCAUCCGCGACAUUCAGAAGGAGCCAGGGAGGCGGGCGGGCGCGAUCGGCCUGCCGCGGGCCCUGCAGCGGGGCUCCCCGGGCGCCCGGUGGGCGCCCCCCGCCGCCGUGGCGGCGUGGCUCGGGGGGCCCGCGCUGGCGCGCGCCGUCGAGGACGGCUACGAGGGGUACAGCAGGAUCAAGUUCAAUGCGCCCGUGGCCCCCGUGGAGGCUCCGAAGGACCCGAGCGCACCCGCGGGCGACUCGAGCGUGCCCUUCAUAUUCGUGGGCGUCGGGUUCCUGGUCGUGGGGGCCGUUCUGGGGUCGGUCGGCUUCUUCUCCGCGGACAGGUGCGGCCACACCUUCUGCGGCGCCUGCGUCCAGCAGCUCUGCGCCACCGCGGCCGCGGCGGGCGCCAGGCCGUCCUGCCCCACGUGCCGGCACGCCUUCGCGCAGAGCGACGUGCGGGCCAAUUUCGCCCUGGCCGACGUGCUCCGGGAGCACGCCGAGCAGGGCAGCGGCGCCAGCGGCCCUGCCGCGCGCGAGGCCGCCCAACCGCUCCGCCCAGGCGGCGCCCCCGCCCUGCCCGCGCACCCGCCCGGGCGCCUCGUGCGCGACGCCGCGCGGCCGCAGGGCGGCGAGGCGCGCGGCGGGCCGGGCCUCGGCCUCGGCCUGCCGCCGCGCCUGGAGCAGCUCGUCCUCCACGAGGACCAGCAGGUGGGCCUGCGGAUUUACCUUCUGGACAACAGCGGGUCCACCAGCAGCCACGACGGAAAGGUUUUCAGGGAGGACCACACUGGGCGCGUGACAGCGCAGGCCUGCACCCGCUGGGAGGAGAUCAAGCACAUGGCCGCUGAGCAGGCGGAGUGGAACUGCAGGAUCGGUUGUCCCUGCGAGUUCAUGCUGCUGAACCCCGGCCCACCACCGCUCCGAGAGGGCGUCGGGUACGCGCGCCUGGACCCGCGGCACGGCGAGCGCAUACGGCACCAGCUCGGCGUGCUGCGCCGCAUGCUGGAUUCCAGUGGCCCGACCGGGGUGACGCCCCUGAGCCAGCGCGUGGAGGAGAUCUACACGAGGGUGUCCAUGCAGCACGCAGACCUAGUGGCGAGGGGGCAGCGGGUGAUCCUCACGGUUGUCACCGACGGCCUGCCCACCGCCCCGUGCAGCAACCGGACUACCCCAGCGGACAAGUCGUGCUUCGUGGAUUCCCUGCGGCGGUUGAUGCUGAUGCUGCCCGUGAGCGUGGUGAUCCGCCUGUGCACGGACGGGAGUGCCGCCGUCCAGUUCUACAACGAGGUGGAGCGGGACCUCGAGCUGCCAGUGGACGUGAUCGACGACAUCGUGGGGGAGGCCCGUGAGAUCAAGGGCCAGGGCAACGGCUGGUUCGCGUACUCCCCCGCGCUGCACCGGCUGCGCGAGGGUGGCACCUUCACAAGGCUGCUGGACCUGCUGGACGAGCGGAUGCUGACUCCCGUGGAGGCCGCCCUGAUGGCCCAGCUGCUGCUCCGCCGCGAGGGCGACCCGCCGUUCCCGAACGAGCCGGGGGCCUUCUGCCAGGUGGCGGCCAGACGUCUGCGGGAUGCCGCCCACGUGUACGACCCCCUCCUGCGCAGGAUGGCGCCCCCGGUGGACAUCUGCGGCCUCCGCGUGGCCCUGAUCGGCGGCCCCGCCGCCCUCGCGCCGCUGCGCGCGCUGGCUCUGGGCUUCCUCUGGGCGCGCGCUGCGUGCCUGCCCGACCACUGCGAGGAGAGCGAGGCGGAAUUCAGCAGCGACGACGACAACGGCGAGAGCGAGUGA
Messenger RNA from Prorocentrum cordatum, 2901 nucleotides. NCBI's taxonomy places the organism in Eukaryota, Dinophyceae, Prorocentrales, Prorocentraceae. The record is from the annotation of a GenBank genome assembly.